AUGGGAUUCUUUUCAAUCUUAAGGUAAGUUAGGUUAAAGGAAGAGAGAGAGAGAGACAAGAUUAAUACUAACAAAAAAAAACAGCACUUUAGUUUUCACAGUUUAUCCUGUUAUUGCUUCUUGUAAAGCAUUUGAAGAUUAUACAAGAGUAACAAAUAAAAUAUCUUCACAAAAUUUUAAAGUUGGUGGUGUUACAAUACCAUUAAAUUUAAUAUAUCAACAAGAUAAUAAUUUAGAUGCUUCAGAUGAAAAACUUUUACAAAUACAUUUAAUUUCAAUUCAAAAAUGGUUAAUUUACUGGAUUGUAAUUGCAGUUAUAAAUUCAAUUGAGUCAAUAUUGUUUUUAAAUUAUCUUCCAGGUUAUUCAAUUUUAAAAUUAAUUGGUAGUAUUUGGUUAAUUAUACCUAUGAUUUCAAUAGGUAAAAAAGGAGAAGAAUUUGAUGAAAAUAAAUCAUUUGAUAAUACAUUAGAAUGGAAAAAUUUCACAGAACAAGGUUCGGGUUUAAUAUUUUUUACAUAUAUUAAACCAUGGAUAGAAAAGAAUCUUGAAACAAUUAAAAAAUUUACUAUAAAUCCAUUUGAUUUAAUUCAAAUUUUAAAAUUGGCAAAUUUUAUAAAUAAAGAUGGUGAAAAUAACGAUUCAACUGAAUCUUUAUUAGAUUCAUCUUUUGUAAUGGUUAUGAAUAUGAAGAAUAAAUUUACUGGAACUAGUGAAACGCCUGCUGAACCUAAAGAAGUUAAAGAAAAUGAUUUUGAUGUUGUUGAUACAAUUACCAAUGAAGAAUCAGAAAAUGUUCCAGUACAAAGAAAAAAGAGUUAUUACUUUUUUUAA
Insectozyma verbasci is the source of this 832-nucleotide messenger RNA. NCBI's taxonomy places the organism in Eukaryota, Fungi, Ascomycota, Pichiomycetes, Serinales, Debaryomycetaceae. The record is from the annotation of a GenBank genome assembly.